AAAAUGGCGACGUGCUUGGUAGUUAUCUCAUUCAUGGAAUAGGUUAUACAACACAAGUCAAAAUAUUUAAAACAAUAACUAAAUAAACCGAUUUGUCAAAGUUACGAAAACAAUACUAUGAUUACGUUGAAAUAACGUAUUACGUUUUGACGCCUUUAAUGUUAUAUUGAUCGACGAAUUCGUGGAUAAUGGCUGAAAAUGCUGUUCAGUGCGACGACGAGUUUUUACAUUCCAUCAAAACACUUCUUUGGGGUAAUGCUGUCAAGGAAGAUGUUUUUAAACGCUGGGCCCAAGGUUUCUAUUUUAGUCCAGAUGAACCCACAGCAUUAAUACAAGCAGAAGGUGGUCCGUGUGCAGUGAUAGCCCCUGUUCAAGCUUUCAUCUUAAAGCAGUUACUCUCUGAGACAGACAUUUCAACCUGGAGAAGUAUAAAUUUAGACAAAUGUUAUCAGCUUCUUGUGCGAGCUUCUGUUGAAAUUCUAAAACAAGCUGCAGGAGACAAAGGUCCAAAAUAUUCUGUUAUCUAUAUGGAAUGCAAGGUUCCAAAUGAAACAAGCGAAGAAGAACCUAGGUGGUCGAAGAAAGUGUCAAAAAAAGGAAGCGAGGAAGAAGAAGCAAAUGCAGAUAACCAAGAAGUCAUUAAAACGAGGGACAAAACAUUAGCAAAGGAAAUCAAUGAGGAUCUUAAAAGCAUACACCCAGAUGUCUUUCAUUCUCAAUUGAGGUUAUUUACAACGAAUAUCUCGGAACAUGUGGAAGAAUUCUUAUCAGAGAGGUUGGAAAUGUUGAAAGACCGAUAUGGUGUCUUAUUGCUUCUUUACAGCGUAAUUGUUACAAAAGGUAUUACCGAAAUUCAUGUGGAAAUGUCGGAUCCUUUAGAGGCAAUGAUUGAUGCAACAUAUGGUUACGGAAGUCAAAGUCUUAUAAAUUUGAUACUCACUGGCAGGGCAGUCAGCCACGUAUGGGAUUAUGAUCAAACCAUUGGAGACCUCAAGUUACGAGGGAUAGACAAGCAGAAUUCUGUUGGAUUUCUUGCACUUCUCGAACAUUUACGUUACUUUGAAGUGGGAACGUUCUUAAAGUCUCCAUCGUAUCCUGUUUGGGUGUUGGGUUCAGACACGCACUUGAGCGUACUUUUCUCUUCCGAGAAGAGAUUGGUGAGUCCCGAAACACCUGCUGAACAAGCUAAAAGGGUUUUCCGAAAGUUCGAUCACGAAGGAAAUAAUUUCAUUCCUGCUAAUUUACUGCAAGAUGUUCUUGCUGAACUGGGAUUAGUCGCAGAUGCAGAAUACGUCGACAUAAUGAGGAAAAAAUUGGAUAGUGAAAAUUUGGGAAUUAUUUUACGUUCUUCAUUUAUGGACGAAUUCUUUCCCGAAGAAACAAGAACUUGUCCUGACAUAUUUCCCUUAUAUCAUUAUAAUGGUCUUCAACGUAGCAACUACGAAAAUAAAGUGAUAUAUCGCAAAGGUCAAGCGGUAUUAUUAGAAUGUACUAUUAAGGGCAUUUUGGAAAGCAAUCCCAUGCUGACGGUACUUCAAACAAAGUGGCCCAGAAUUGAAGUUCAGUGGGAUGGUGAACAGACUCCGAGCCUUAAUUAAUAAGUGUUGCUCAAAUGGUAUUUUUAACGAUAUUGUUGGAAUUCCUGGACGCGGAAACCAGUGACUAAAUUAUAAAAUGAUUCGAAAAUAAGUGCUAUACUUAUGACUACACGGAACUUAAACAGGAAGAUGUCUUUGUGUUUAACGAAGCUAGAGGUGUUCAGUUAUAGAACUAAUUUACAAUGAAAAGGACUUGUUAAAGAUAUUUAAUACUAAUUAGAUAUUAUUUUUUAAUUUUUAAUUAUCAAAAUUCAAUAAAUUUUAAUAUGUCAUUGCCACUGAAAAUUCAAAUGAUUUGAAUAUCAUGGAAUGAUUUCAGUUAU
Molecule: messenger RNA, 1921 nt
Organism: Hylaeus anthracinus
Lineage: Eukaryota; Metazoa; Arthropoda; Insecta; Hymenoptera; Colletidae
Product: ubiquitin carboxyl-terminal hydrolase MINDY-3 homolog
Exons: 5
Coding region: 189-1598 (469 amino acids)
Biological process (GO): protein K48-linked deubiquitination
Molecular function (GO): K48-linked deubiquitinase activity; calcium ion binding; cysteine-type deubiquitinase activity
Source: RefSeq, a predicted model, not a curated record